Kalmanozyma brasiliensis GHG001 is the source of this 1644-nucleotide messenger RNA. Its product is annotated as Aminotransferase, class I/classII. Lineage: Eukaryota; Fungi; Basidiomycota; Ustilaginomycetes; Ustilaginales. Gene Ontology annotation, molecular function: L-alanine:2-oxoglutarate transaminase activity; pyridoxal phosphate binding. The transcript has a single exon. Gene Ontology annotation, biological process: biosynthetic process. The record is from RefSeq and is a predicted model, not a curated record. Bases 1 to 1644 code for a protein of 547 amino acids.
AUGACCUCAACGUCACAGUCUAGGAACCGCUCCCUCUCCCGAUCCUCCUCCUCCUCUGGCUCCUCCUCCAGCAUGGCCGUCGACUCGGCAUACGGCUCGUCGUACACAACGCAGGCCUCGUCCUCGCGCAACUUUGCCUCCUCCUCCAAGUCCGACGCUGGUUAUAAGCCUGUGCUCACCACCAAGACCAUCAACCCGCACGUGCUCGAGGCCGAGUAUGCUGUCCGUGGCGAGAUUUCGAAUCGUGCCAACAAGUACGCCGCCCAGAUCGCAGAGGGCAAUGCGGACCUCCCCUUCUCUUCGGUCGUCACUGCCAAUAUCGGCAACCCGCAGCAGCAGCCUUACCUCGCACAGAAGCCCUUGACCUUCUGGCGUCAGGUGGCUGCCUUGACCGAAUACCCAGAGCUCAUGGACCAGCCUGGCGUCGACAAGAUGUUCCCCAAGGACACGCAGGAGCGCGCCAAGCUCUUGCUCCAAGACAUUGGCAGCGUCGGCGCCUACUCGCACUCCAAGGGCGCCUCGAUCGUCCGCAAGCACGUCGCCGAGUUCAUCGAGCAGCGUGAUGGCUACCCAUCGGAUCCCGAGCUCAUCUACCUCACCGCUGGUGCCAGUGGCGGAGUCCAGCUGUUGCUGCAGGUGCUCAUCGCCGGUCCCGAUUCGGGCGUUAUGAUCCCCAUCCCGCAGUAUCCGCUCUACAGUGCCGCCCUUGCGCUGUACAACGCCCAACCUGUGCGAUACGACCUCAACCCAUUCGACGACUGGUCGCUCGACGUCGACUCCAUGUCGCGCUCCAUCGACGAGGCCCGUUCCAACGGCGUCGACGUUCGUGCCUGUGCGGUCAUUAACCCGGGCAACCCCACCGGCCAGUGUCUCUCCUACGAAAACAUCCAGGACCUCAUCCGCAUGGCCUACACCAAACGCGUCGUUCUCCUCGCAGACGAGGUCUACCAGGCCAACAUCUACCAACCCGACACUCGACCCUUCCACUCGUUUAAAAAGGUGCUGAUGGACUUUUCCAAGUCGAACGAUGCUGCGGAGCGGGAGAUCGCGUCGAGCGUCGAGCUGGUUUCGUACCACAGCAUCUCCAAGGGUGUUUCUGGCGAGUGCGGGCGUCGUGGUGGCUACUUCGAGUUGACCAACAUGGACCCGGAUGUCGAGGCGCAGAUCUACAAGCUCGCCUCGAUCUCCCUUUGCCCCUCGUUGCAAGGGCAGAUUGGAGUGGACAUGCUGGUCAAGCCGCCUACGGAAGGAUCGCCCUCGUACGAGCUGUACAAGCAGGAGACCGAGGCGAUUCACGAGACGCUCCAGACGCGAUCGGAACGCAUGGCGAGCAAGUUCGCCGAGCUCCCCGGUGUCGAAGUCGAACCUGCUCAGGGAGCUCUGUAUCUGUUCCCCCGUGUGACACUGCCCAAGAAGGCCCACGAGGCGGCCAAGGAGAAGGGCAAGAAGGUCGACGAGUUUUACUGUUUGGAGAUGCUCGAUGCGACCGGAAUCUGCGUCGUCCCCGGAAGCGGGUUCGGUAAAAUGCCAGAGAAGGACACGGGUGCGUGUUUCUUCCGAACCACAGUGCUCGCCAAGGAGACCGACGAGUUCAUCGAGAGGUAUGGCAAGUUCCACAACGAGUUCCUCAAAAAGUACGAGUAG